CUUUUUUCGAGCUUGGUUCUCGUUUGCUCACUGACAAAACGAUCUUUUACUGAUUAAUUUGAAGUGACCAUGUCGGAUACACAAGGACAUUCUGGUGACGAGGCUGACUUUGACAUCAAAGAACAAGAUCGUUUUCUUCCUAUUGCCAAUGUGGCGCGUAUUAUGAAGAAAGCAUUGCCUGACAAUGCCAAGAUUGCCAAAGACGCGAAAGAAUGCGUGCAAGAGUGCGUGUCUGAAUUCAUUUCGUUCAUCACUAGCGAAGCUAGCGAUCGAUGUCAGCAGGAAAAGCGAAAAACGAUCAAUGGCGAAGAUAUCUUGUGGGCAAUGCAGUCGCUUGGAUUCGAAAAUUAUGCCGAAACCCUGAAAAUCUAUCUUGCUAAAUACCGCGAGACGACGAAAUUAGAACGAUCCACCACGGGUGUAGGGGAAAGACAACAUGAAGAAUCAGGCGCUGGCGCUCAUCAAUUAUUUGGCCAGUCCACAUCGGUAGAUCAAGGCAAUGGUCAAAUGACAGGCAAUUUUUACAAUGCGUAGCUAUAGCAAACCAAUAUCUGGGACAGAACAAAGAAUAAAUCGUUCGCAAACAUUCGAGGCUCCAGAUGCAACCGCAAAACAACAAAAAAUAAAAAAUAAAAAGGAGAGAGGGUGAUAGUGUACAAAAGCAACGCUGGCUGCGGCCACCAACUUGG
Molecule: messenger RNA, 689 nt
Organism: Radiomyces spectabilis
Lineage: Eukaryota; Fungi; Mucoromycota; Mucoromycetes; Mucorales; Radiomycetaceae
Product: histone-fold-containing protein
Exons: 5
Coding region: 70-534 (154 amino acids)
Biological process (GO): regulation of transcription by RNA polymerase II
Cellular component (GO): nucleus; CCAAT-binding factor complex
Molecular function (GO): RNA polymerase II cis-regulatory region sequence-specific DNA binding; protein heterodimerization activity; DNA-binding transcription activator activity, RNA polymerase II-specific
Source: RefSeq, a predicted model, not a curated record